Messenger RNA from Salarias fasciatus (jewelled blenny), 960 nucleotides. RefSeq names its product regulator of G protein signaling 20 (gene rgs20). NCBI's taxonomy places the organism in Eukaryota, Metazoa, Chordata, Actinopteri, Blenniiformes, Blenniidae. Bases 92 to 946 code for a protein of 284 amino acids. The record is from RefSeq and is a predicted model, not a curated record. The transcript is spliced from 5 exons.
ACGUAGCGGCGAGAGGACCGAGACGUUGUGGAUUUCUGCCGAUCCCGCCGGCCCGGGCUUCACGUGGCGGGCGGGGCCUCGUGGUCGGAGCAUGCCAUGUGUUAGAGCGGGGAGGCAGUGGGAGAUAAGGCCCGCGUCUGCCGUGCGGGGGAUCCGACGCGCACGGGCCCUGAUGUGGCAGCAGAUACGCGGGCUGGCCCGGUCCUGCCGGAGCGGGGCCGGGUACCCGGUGGCCUACCGUGGCCCGGACCCGGAGGAGCAGGAGACGGUGUGCCUUGAGCCCAUGGGAUCAGAGCGGAUGGAGAUGCGAAAGAGGCAGAUGUCGGUGCAGCAGGAGUCGGCGGCGGGGGGAACCGCACCGGCCCAGCAGGACCAGCCGGGCCAGGCCAAUCCGCGGGGCUCCAACGCCUGCUGCUUCUGCUGGUGCUGCUGCUGUAGCUGCUCCUGGAAUGAAGAUCGGGAUGAGAGGAACCGGAAGGCUUCUUAUGACGUCAGGGAAGGGACCGCAGACUGUGAAGACUGUCCGAAGCCCACGGCCGAGGAGGUGCGUGCUUGGGGGCAGUCGUUCGAUAAGCUGAUGUGCUGCCCGGCGGGGAGGAACUCUUUCCGACAGUUUCUCCGCACUGAGUUCAGCGAGGAGAACAUGCUCUUCUGGUUAGCCUGCGAGGAGUUCUGCAAAGAGACCAAUAAAAGUGUGAUCGAGGAGAAGGCUCGGGUCAUCUACGAGGACUACAUCUCCAUCCUCUCACCCAAAGAGGUGAGCCUGGACUCCCGUGUGCGUGAGUCGAUCAACCGGAACAUGCUGGAACCCACCUCCCACACGUUUGACGACGCCCAGCUGCAGAUCUACACACUAAUGCAAAGAGACUCGUACCCCCGCUUCAUGAACUCCCCCGCCUACAAAAACCUGCUCAACGCCCUGUCGGAGCAGUCCUCCGAAACCUAGAGCGCCGACGUCCU